AUGUCCGACAACAACGCCCAUCCUGGUGUUCGAAGCCUGCUGGCCAAGUUUGAGAACAGCCAGAGCCCAAUCACAUCCCCCCCGUCGCGUGGACGGUCUCCCGUGGGCUCAGAUACCCCGGGAUCGACUAGGCCGCUUUCCAAAGUCCGUGCCAGCUUUGUGACAGUAGAGGGAGCGAUCCAGUCGAAUCCUGGCUCGCCAUUGAGGAAAACCAGUGGACGAAGCGAUAGCCCGGGGAUAUUUGGCCCUAGAAUCAACACGGAAGAGGUCGAAUCGCGCCGUCAACACAAUGUGGUUUCUCCGACUCCUGGCAGUGGCCCCAGUAGUGCCCAGCCAGGCCUACUGGAUUCAGUCGUGGAUGAAGCUCGCCGAGAAACAAAAGCAGAAGUAGCAAAUAAGGACUCAGAUGCUGCUAAACGCGAAUCCGUGGCAUCCAAUGAACUUGCAUCUCCGGCGCAAGAGACGUUGUCUGGACAAAAGACAGAGUCAAUUCCUAGUCCCCAAACUGCCAUCAGGCCCGAAAGCCACGCCGAAAAAUCUGGCGCGCAAACAGCCACCAAGCGGCCUUCAAAUACCCAUGCGGCCAAAGCUAGCGUCCCCGACAAAGCUACUUCACCCGCAGGAACCUCCGGAUCCUCGACCACGACAAAGUCUACCGCCGCCGCCACCAACACAAACAACAAAGCCACAUCAGCCCGGGAAGUGGCUAAAGAGCGUGCGGCCAACCUCGCUCAUAGACCAAGCCGUCCAUCAUUGAACCCCCAAGCAAAGUCUACUUCUCGAACAGUCCGGAGCUCGACACCGGCCCAAGAGAGCUCGAAAACAUCUCCUCCCAAUAGUGCCGGCACUAAGCCUCGAACGAAGUCACCUACAAAACCGGUUCGCCUGCCGGCUUCGUUGACUGCCUCUACUCGGGCAUCUAGUGCCAGGUUGGGAAACUCAGUUGCUUCGACUGCGCCAACGAGCAAAUCCACCUCGACUCUUACGAGGAAACCUUCAUCUCUGAAAAGCGCGGUGAACCCUGUUUCAGGCGUGCGUAGACAGUCAUCUCGCCCUUCUCUUCCGGCCCAGCAAGCUCCAGAGCGUCCCAGUUCCCGUAUCAGUGACACUGGCUCCAAACCAGUGAACGAAGGUUUCCUUGCCAGAAUGAUGCGCCCCACUGCCAGUUCUGCCAGCAAGACACAUGACCGACCUGAAACAAAGACCUCAAAGACUACUACGGCACCGAAGGUUUCUAGACCAUCAGUCGCAAGAGCGACAGAACGGAGUGCGGCUCCGCCGAAAGCCAGAUCAGCGGCUCUGCGCCCCCAGAGCCAAAAAACCCAGACUUCCUCUGCAGAGUUACAACCCAAGGCGGCGGAAGUGAAGCCGAUUGAGACGUUAGAGGACGAGAAGGAGAAUAUUGAGGUCAUCCCUGCGGUCACAGAAGAGUCAAAGGUUGCGGCGACAAAUGAAAUCAUCGUUGAAAAGCCCGAAGCAGAAGACGUGAUCGAGGCCUCCAGCGAAGAUGCGGCCAAGAAGCCAGCCGACCCUGUUUCUUUGAAGGAAGCUACGUCUGAGACUACCGAAGAACCAGCUGUUGAGCUCUCCGAGGAGGUUUCGGAGCAGCCCGUCGAAGAGGUUCCGGUGGAACCCGCGACUGAUGUUUCCGAGACUCAUGUCCUGUCAAAUGGGGCCGAUUCUAUCCCCGGGGCCCCUAUUGAAACUAAGAAACAGUCAAUAAAUCCAGAAGCCAAGGAAGCCAAUGAUGUCCCGGCGGAGCCCACUCAAGAGGCCAGCAACAUGAAGGAUUCGGCGGCGCCGCAUGAUCAAGUGCCACAGGAAGAAAUCAACAAGGCACCUGCAGCCACUGCAGAGCCUGUUGUUGUUGCAGAGCCUGCUGUUGUUGCGGAGCCCGCUGUUGCUGCAGAGCCCAUUGUCGAGGAGACUGUUCUUGAUGAGCAAGAGGAGCCUUCCAAGCCUGAGGAGUCUGGGGUUAGCGAGAUCCCAGAGUCCCUUGAACCCGCCUCUGUCUCUGAUGACUUUGUUGAGGCCGCGAAAACUACCACCGCCGAAUCUUCAGAGAAGCCCGAGGAAGACACUCCCGCCGAAAAGUCUGCCUCGACCGCCCAGUCCGUGGCAGAGACCAAGUCAGAUAUGGCUGACAUCGACUUGGUAAAUUUGGCAUUGAACUAG
Molecule: messenger RNA, 2175 nt
Organism: Penicillium macrosclerotiorum
Lineage: Eukaryota; Fungi; Ascomycota; Eurotiomycetes; Eurotiales; Aspergillaceae
Exons: 1
Coding region: 1-2175 (724 amino acids)
Source: RefSeq, a predicted model, not a curated record